UAUACACAUCUCAUACACCGAAAAAAAGUAGCAUUAGAAAAUUCACAACAAUGGCUCUAGCUCCACAAAACAAUCGCCGCUCAAUGUUUGCUCCUAUUUCCGACCUAAACAACACUAAAAAAUCAUGGAUUCUCAUGUUAAGGGCUGUGCGUGUUUACUUUGUGCCGAGGUGGGCAAAAGGCGGGGAUUCCAUGGAGAUCAUAUUUCACGAUGAGCAUGUAUGGUAUUCCCCAAGGACUGUGACUGUAUCUACUGCAUUUCAUGUUACCAAAAUGAUUUUCGAUGGUAAUUCUCCCGAGGUUGAAGAAUUUAGAGCAAGGUUGCCUCCACAAGUGGAUGACGGAAUGGGGAGCAUCGUUCUGAACGGUGGGGAUGCCGGCGACCAAGGUGUCAUCAAAACAACAACAAUCAAAGCUCUUUUGGACAACAUGAAGAGUGCAACAAAAAGGUCAUUCCGGAUGGUGAUAAGUUCAAGUGUUCGGGUUGUGCAGUUAUUAGACCGCAUGGGGUGUAUAGAUACAAGGUCAGUGUUCGAGUCUAUGAUCACACCGGUCACGCUUCAUUCGUACUUUGGGACCGAGAGUGUAAAGAAGUCUUGGGUGCAAGGUUUGUCCCAUGUAGUGGUGAAGUCCGUAGUUGGGAGUCCAAGUUGGAAUGGACCAAGGGCUUUUGGGGUGAGGUCUUUAAUUACCGACCCUACGAUCUUGAGCAAGUAUGAACAUUUGAUUGUGAUUGAAGAUGAAGAAGCUGACAUAGAGAGUGAGGGUUUAUGGGCAUCUCUCGAGGAUUUGAGCCAAAAGGUGCAUGAAGUGAUUGGUUCAAGUGAUCCAAUGUCUAGCCAGAGUGUCAAUACCAAGCCAAGAAUGAUGCUCGAUUUGGAUGAGAGUGAAACUUUGAAGAGGAAUCUAUUUGAUGAAAUUUCAAAAAGUGCUAGCAAGAAAAUGAAUAUGGAAACUCCUAGAGACUAAACAUCAAACUCCUUGGGACUGAAAAAUCAUUGUCAUUUUGUAUGCUUGAAUACCCCACCUAUUUUUGUGAUGCGGUUUGUUAUGGUGUGGG
Cuscuta campestris is the source of this 1059-nucleotide messenger RNA. The record is from the annotation of a GenBank genome assembly. Lineage: Eukaryota; Viridiplantae; Streptophyta; Magnoliopsida; Solanales; Convolvulaceae.